Molecule: messenger RNA, 10550 nt
Organism: Marmota monax (woodchuck)
Lineage: Eukaryota; Metazoa; Chordata; Mammalia; Rodentia; Sciuridae
Gene: Rnpc3
Product: RNA binding region (RNP1, RRM) containing 3
Exons: 16
Coding region: 108-1661 (517 amino acids)
Biological process (GO): mRNA splicing, via spliceosome
Cellular component (GO): U12-type spliceosomal complex
Molecular function (GO): pre-mRNA intronic binding; protein binding; U12 snRNA binding
Source: RefSeq, a predicted model, not a curated record
CUUAGCGCGAAGCGGAAAAGAUACUCAUUUUAUCUCAGGUUCUGUUGAUGCUGCAGUUUUGACGGAGGCUUCUUCCGUGUGUUUCUUCUGCUUUUUCUCCAAGGGAAAUGGCGGCCCCCGAGCAGCCAAUGCCCAUACCGAGAGGAUGCCCAAGCUCCACGUCGCUCUCCCCGCCCCGGGGCGACAGAACCCUUCUAGUGAGGCAUUUGCCGGCAGAGCUGACCGCGGAGGAAAAAGAGGACUUGCUGAAAUACUUCGGGGCGCAGUCGGUGCGCGUUCUGUCAGAUAAGGGGCGACUGAAACAUACAGCUUUUGCUACAUUCUCUAAUGAAAAAGCAGCUAUAAAGGCAUUGACAAGACUUCAUCAGCUGAAACUUUUAGGUCACACUUUAGUAGUUGAAUUUGCAAAAGAGCAAGAUCGCAUUCAUUCUCCAUGUUCCACUUCAAGCACUGAAAAAAAGAAAAGGUCUGAUGACACUGUGGAAGAUGAUAAAGAAAAGAAAGAAUUUGGUUGUUUAACAAUAGAAAAUGGAAUUGCACCAAACCACGGGUUGACUUUUCCUCUGAAUUCAUGCCUCAAGUAUAUGUACCCGCCACCUUCAAGCACAAUCUUAGCAAACAUAGUAAAUGCUUUAGCAAGUGUACCUAAGUUCUAUGUACAGGUACUUCAUCUUAUGAAUAAAAUGAAUUUGCCUACACCUUUUGGACCAAUUACUGCACGACCUCCCAUGUAUGAAGACUAUAUGCCAUUGCAUGCACCUCUCCCACCUACAUCUCCUCGGCCACCUGAGGACCCUCCUUUGCCAGAUGAGGAUGAGGAGUUAUCUAGUAAAGAAUCAGAAUAUGAAAGCAGUGAUGAUGAGGACCGACAGAGAAUGACCAAACUAAUGGAACUAGCAAAUUUUCAGCCCAAAAGACCAAAGAUGGUAAAACAGCGCCAUGUGAGAAAAAAGCGAAAAAUAAAGGAUAUGUUGAAUACACCCUCAUCUUCUUCACACAGCAAUGUACAUCCUGUGCUGUUACCUUCGGAUGUAUUUGACCAACCACAACCUGUAGGUAAUAAAAGAAUUGAAUUCCACAUAUCCACGGACCUGCCAGCUGCAUUGAAGAAAGAUUUAGAGAAAGAACAGAAUUGUGAAGAAAAAAAUUCUGAAUUACCUGCUACUGAAGUUGAUGCAUCCAGUAUAGGAUUUGGGAAAAUCUUCCCCAAACCUAAUCUGAACAUCACAGAAGAAACUAAAGAAGACUCUGAUGAAAUGCCCUCAGAAUGUAUUUCUAGAAGGGAGUUGGAAAAGGGCAGAAUUUCCAAAGAAGAAAUGGAAACACUUUCAGUUUUCAGAAGUUAUGAACCUGGCGAACCAAACUGUAGAAUAUAUGUAAAGAAUUUAGCUAAACAUGUUCAAGAAAAGGAUCUUAAAUUUAUUUUUGGGCGCUUUGUUGACUUUUCAUCAGAGACACAACGAAUCAUGUUUGAUAUACGCCUGAUGAAAGAAGGUCGCAUGAAAGGACAAGCUUUCAUUGGACUUCCAAAUGAAAAAGCAGCAGCAAAAGCCUUAAAGGAAGCAAAUGGAUAUGUUCUUUUUGGAAAACCCAUGGUGGUUCAGUUUGCUCGAUCUGCUAGACCCAAACAAGAUGCAAAAGAAGGGAAAAGAAAGUGUUAAAUAUUAACAAAGAAGCAUUCCUGCGUAAAUACUGCUGUAAUACUGUCAUGCAAAGUGUAUCCUUUCUUGUUGUAUCCUUUUUGGGGCAGUGUUUUUUGGUUUUUUCCUAAAGAUAUUUUUUCCCUUUCCUAUCCACUGAUCCAGAUUAAGUAGUCAUUUUUCUAUACUUUUAUUCAAGUGAACUAUUUCUAAAAUUAUUUCUAUAGCUUGAGCAGGUUUGUUGUUGAAUUUUCUAUGCUUUCAUUUACGCGUUGUAUAGUUUUGCCAAGGAAAGUUAGUGAAUCAGGUCAACUUAGAGAAUGUAUGCAUUUGUUUUAACAGAGAAUGUGGUCUUUCUUCUAUUUAUGUAUUUCCUAAAUCUAAUUCAGUAACAUGCUUUUUAUUUUAUGAUACACCUGGUUUAGGUGUUCUGUAUAACAUGCUCUCCAAUUUGAAUGGGAAUUUUUUUUAAUGUACAUAUAUUGAAAUAACUGGAUUUCUGUAUAAAUGCCAAAUAGGCGUAGCACACCUCACAUAUGAAGUCUUUGAAAUCUUUUUUGACAGAGAGCAGUAGAAGUUUCUUCUCCCUGUUUCUUUUCCUAAACAAACAAAAAAUAAUAAUAAGGAAAGAGAAAAAACAUAAUGUUGACUUAGGGUAGUUCAGUAAGUGAAAAGAAAUGAUCCUGGUAGAAAUGUAAGAACAUAGAUUUCCAGACCAGUUGGUGUCCAAAAUCCACUGGAACACAGUGGUUCUCAAAUUUGGCUGCACAUUGGAACACCGUGGGAACUUUAAAAAAAAUUAUAUAUUUAUAUUUAUAUAUAUGUGUAUAUAUAUAUAUACACAUCUUUAAAAAGGGGGAAAAAUAACCUUAAAUAUAUAUUGAUAUCUAGUUCCUUCCCUCCCACAGAGUUUAGAUUUAAUUGGUUUGGGGCGUACCAUGGGCGUUGAAAUUUUUCAAGCCUUUCUAAUGUGCAGUCAAAGUGGAAAGCCACCAAAGAAGGGUUUUUAUGCAUAAAGAUUCCUAGACUAUGUGAAACAACACUGAUGAAUUAGAACCUCUGAGAAUGAGGUCCAAUAACCAAAUUUGAAAAGGUUUCCUUAGUAAUUUUAAGGACUGUCCUAUUGGGAUACUACUUUAUUAGAGUAAAUGGUUGGCCACCUAUUACCACCUUUGUCAUCCAACCUUUUAUAAACAGGAAAAUAAAGGGGUAGAAUCUCUGCAUCUCUUUGUGGGAAACUUUGCUAUUAUACAUACUAUGAAAACUACUCAAAAUUUUGUUAAGAACCAUUAUAACCCUAAGAGUUCAAAAAGUUCAUAUAUAACUGAAAUUACAAUUUUUUUGAUAUGCACAAUUAAAAUGCUUUGUUUUCUAAUGUUAUAAAUCAGUUUCUGGGAAACAUGUUUAUUUGCAUAAAAAUUUUGUUGUACUGACAUGAUUCACUAAUUUUCUAAGUAAAAAUGUUUUAGCUUUUAGUUAUUUUUGAACUAAUAGAUUAUUUUAUAAUCAUGAUUAUUUUUAAUGUGCUUUUCUGAUAUUUUAGGUUCCUUUUGAAUUCCAUAUCUUUCAAGUGCUUUCCAACUUUGAUGAGAAGAAAUUGACCAUCUGGCUAUGGAACUGCAUUGAACUCAGGGGCACUCACUGUAAGGCACAUCCCCAGUCCUAUUUUGUAUUUUAUUUAUAGAGGCAGGGUCUCACUGAGUUUUUCUUAGUACCUCGCUUUUGCUGAGGCCGGCUUUGAACUUGUGAUCCUGUGCUUCAGCCUCCUGAGCUGCUGGGAUUACAGGCAUGUGCUACCACGUCCAGCUCAGUUUUUCUUUUUAAGAAACUAAAAAUGGAAGACUAAAUUAAACCCCCAGAGCAAGUAGAAGGAAAAAAAAAAAUUAAAACGAAACUUGAAUCAGUAAACUUAAGCAUGAAACAGAAAGAGAAAAUAAAUUGUGCAAAUAAUAGCUAAUUCCAGUAAAUGACCAGAGAAAUUGAAAUAGUUAUUGCCAGGCUACCAAGAAAAGAUGAAUGACAAAUGUCGAGAGUAAAAGGUUAUCAUUGAUGAGGGCUAUCAUUAAAUCCCCAAAUUCUAAGAAGGUACAAAUGGAAUAUUUUGAACAAUUUAUCUCCACAAAUUUGAUGAAAAGAACAAUUUCAUGAAGAUCACAAACUGCUGCCUAUUUAAAAAGUAGGUUAUCUGAAUCCUAUAUAUGUUUAAGAAAUUUACUUAGUAGAUAAGUUUUCACAUAAGGAAAACUCAAUAGUUUUCCCAUAUUGUUUCACUGGUGAAUUCUGCCAAACAAUAAAGGAAGAAAGUACAGUACGAAUCCAGCAUAUAAGACCAUUCAAGAAAACUACAAAUUACUACUUUUCAUGAAUAUGAAAAAAUCAUUUUGUCAAGUGUGAUUUAUUUUGGGAAAUACUGACUAUUUGAGCCUUUGAAAAUCAUUGUAAUCAAGUAUAACAAUAAAGAAAAAGCAUGUGAUCAUCUUAAUUAGUGAAGAAGAGAUGGUAUUUGACAAGAUUAAAUAUCUACUUAUAACAAAAACUCAGGAAACCAGGAAUGAUACAGACCCUUAAACUACCAGUGUCUAUAGAACCUAUCUUCAUUUUGAUGGUGAAAUAUUGAAUAAUGAAAGUCUUUCUCCUAAAGUUGUAAACAAGGAAAGGAGGUACAAACUCUAGAUUCCUGUUCAGCCUCUCACUAGCAGUAUGGCCAGUGAAAUGAAAAAAGAAGAAAGUAUAAAAAUUAAGAAUGAAAUAAAGUUGUUCUUAGAGAUGGCAUGAUUUGGAUGUAGCAAAUACCUAAAAAUUAGCAAAAUGGCUCCUACAAACAAUAAGUGAGUUAAGGUGUAUGUGAACAAUCAAUUGUACUGUAUAUUUUCAGUAAACAACCAGAAAUUUAAUUUCCUUUUCAAUAUUACUUCUCAUGAUGCCAAAUCUAAGAAAGAAUUGGGUGUAUAUCACUGAAAUAUGUGCUAGGCCUGAAUGUUGGAAAAUCCUUGCCAAUUUUUUAUGGAAAGAUGUAUACCCUAGCUGGGUAAGAAGAUUUGUUAAGAUGUCCACUCUUCCCCCACUUGGUUCAUUCUCUUUAAAAAAAUCCCUGCAGAAUAUUUUGUUGAUGUUGCCAGGUUAACUCAGAUUUGGUUGGUUUAAAGCAACAGAACUAGCAGAACCACCAGGUUUGAAAACACAGACAAAACCGGAUGGCUUAUAUUACAAAUCCAAAACUUAUUUUAAAGAUACUCAAGAUAGUGUGGUAUUGACAAAAUAAAAGACACAUAAAUCAUUGAAACAAAAGAUCAGCAAUGGGCUCACACACGGCCAAUUAAAUUUUGACAAAGGGAGAAACCAAUUCAGUGGAGAAAAGAUAGUUCUUUUCAAUAUUUAAGAGAAAAAUCUAACACCUGUAUGAAAUAAUAAGGAAGACCUCAACACAUUUCUCUCACUUUAGGUCUAUGGAUCAUAGACCUAAAUGUAAAAUGUAAACUCUGAAGUCCCUGUGACCAUAGUUCAGCAAGGAAUUCUUACAUACAACACCAAAUAUUGGAUCAGUUAUUUUUAAAUGACAAAAGAUACAGAGGAUUUCAUCAAAUAAAAAUAGUUUGCUUUUCAAAAGACAAUAAAAUUUUAAAAAGCCAGAGCUUAGAGACUGGGGUUGUGAGGCGCUGGGUUUGAUCCUCAGCAUCAUAUAUGAAUAAAUAGAAAGUAAAGGUAUUGUAUCCAUCUACAAGUAUAUAUAUAUGUGUGUGUGUGUGUGUGUGUGUGUUUAUAUAUAUAUAUAUAUAUAUAAAAACACACAUAUAACGUUUUUUUAAAAAGUCAGGGCCUGGGAGAAAAUGUUUACAAACCAUGUAUUUGAUGAAGAUUAUAUCCAGAAUAUAAAAAGAAAUCUCAAAACUAAUAAGAUAUCUCACACACAUCCUCAAAAUGGUCAAUGGGCUGGAACUGUGGCUCAGUGGUUGAGUGCUUGCCUAGCAAGUGUGAGGCACUGGAUUCAAUCCUUGGCACCACAUAAAAAUAAAUAAAGGUAUUUUUAAAAAAUGGGCAAUUAAUUUGAACAGGCACUUCGCCCACGAUUUACAAAUGGCAAAUAAUUAUGUGAAACAUUACUCAACAUCAUUCGACUAUAAAUGAAUGUAAAAUAUAGCUACAAUAACACCAACACACUUAGAAUAGCCUGAAAAAUUCUAAUAAUAGCAAGAAUUAUCAAGAAUGUAGUACAACUAUAACUACAUAGCUUGUAGUCAUGCAAAAUGGAUAGAUAGCCACAUUGCAAAACACUUUGAGGGGCAGUUUCUUACAAAGUUAAACAUCAAUGUGACUCAAUUAGAGAAGUAUCCAAGAAAAGCUGCUCACACAAAAAUGUGAGUGCAGUGCUUUUAUUCAUCUAUUCAUCUUUCACAAUGGAAACCCAGGUAUUUUUCAACUAUUGUAGUACAUCUGUAUAAAGUACUGAUGACUGCUAUGUGAAACAAUAUGACUUUAUCUUAAAUACAUCGUGCUAAGAAGCCAGAGUCAAAAAAGUUACAUACUGUGACAACAUUUUCAUGAAAUUUUGUAAAGGUAACUUGUAUGACAGAGAAAAUAACUGGUUGCCAAAAGUCAGAUGUGAAUGAGUAAGCUGAAUGACUACAGAGGGUCAAGAGAAUUUGGUGGCAUAAUAGAAACAUUCUGAUUGUGGUUAUUGCUAUUCACUGUAUCUAAAACUUGUGGAUCUGUAUACAUUGCACAAAGAAUUUCACUCUAUAGAAAAAAUAAAACUGCAUUUGAUGAAAAGAAGUCCUGCCCCUUUAUCACUGCUUGAUAUAAGUAGGAUAGAACUUCUGUUAAAAUUUAAGCUCUGAUCCACUUUGUUAUCUUUGGCAUGAAAUAUGCUAUUAUUUAAUAUUAAACAUGCUAUUUUCACCUUUAAAACUAUGAAAGAAUUUCUUUUUUCAAGUGAAUGAGUUCAAGGGUUUUUUAAUUUAAUUUAUGAUCAGUUUCAAAUGUAAACAAUGUCUUUAGCUUUGCUAAAGGAGAUGGUAUUCAUUGAUUUUUAUUUCUAUAAACCCACCAACCAAUAUUUAAAGUGUUUAAUAGUGCAUUACUCUAUCUCUGUGUAGAAAGGAACAUUUUACUAUCUCUGGAGGCAGAAUUGUAAUUUAAAAACUAAUUCUUGAGUUCAAUAAGUUAUCUCACCUUUCUGACUCUUGGCUUUCACAUUUAUAAUUUGGGUAUAAUUAAACCAACCCAGCAGUAUUGUUUAGGAGGCAAAUACAUGCCCACAGAUAUAAAAAGCGUCUGUUACUACUCCAGAUACAUAUGAGGUGACCUCUAUAUUAAAAUGUAUGUAUUUGUGUUUGUGACAUAUUUUACAAAGUACCUUCAUACAUAAAAUCUUCAUGCCAUUCCUAAGAGAUGGGCAGCCUUACAUCCCCCUUUAGAUUCAGCAAACAUAAAGUUUGUCUAAUACUAAGGAAAGGAUUUAACAAAGAAUCAAAUUUCUUACUGUUGAUCCAGUGCCUCAAAACAGAUACGGCUUUUUUUUUUUUUUAAGAGAGAGAAUUUUUUAAUAUUUAUUUUUUAGUUUUCGGCAGUCACAACAUAUUUUCAUGUGGUGCUGAGGGUCGAACCCAGCAUUCUGCGCAUGCCAGGCGAGCACAUUACCGCUUGAGCCACAUCCCCAGCCCACAGAUAAGGCUUUUGAGAGCACUUUGUGCCAACCUAAGCUUUGUAAGGGUUCAAUAUCUUUGGCCUUGCAUUCCUAAAUUAUCCUAUUUUGAAACAGAACUGACAGAUCUUACCUCAGAUAGAGGUGUUUUACUUUUAAAAGAGGUGAGUAGUUAAGUGAUAAGAAAAAUAUAGAAGUAAUCUUUAUGAGCUUCAUAAUCACUGCCCUAAAAUAUAAUUGGUAAAUAUAAUCACAGUAUAAAUGGGGCAAGACUUAAUUGAAACAGUGACAUUAAGCUUCUUUAAGUUACUGUGAAUUUAUAGUAUUAUUGAUUAAAUACUGAUCAUUACUAGUGUAAUCAGAAUUUAGACAUCUCCUUUUGCUGUUAAGCAAAUCUCUUAACAUUGUAAAAUUUUUAAAUUUUGUAUGUUUAAUACUGAUUCAUUAAGAAUCAUGGCAUAAGUUAGAUUUUAAUACACAAAAUAUAAAGCCUACAGAAAUGUAUUAAAAGCAUCGUGGUAUAUGUAACAGCAAGAUUUAGAUUUGUCUAGACAACUUGGAUUUGUCAAGUUUUUUUAAUGUGCAGGAACACUUUGACAAUGUAGUGUGAAUUGAUUAACUUUUCUCUAAAAGCCAUAACACUAGACAAGAUAAAUAUUAUGUAAUCAGAUGUUAGACGUUUUUACUUUUUGCUUUUAAAUCUCUUUAUGUAAGACAGAUUUUAAUUAUUUUUAUAUUGACUAUUAAGGAAUUAUGGCAUGGAUAAGAUUUUAAUACCCAAUUCAAUGAAAUUUGAAUAAAGGUAAUAAAUUGAGAAAUAUUAUCAAUACAAUGCUGCCAUAACAUAAAAGAACAGAUACAGUUUGGAUCUCUUGUCUAGAACUGCUCUCCAGGUUAACCUGCAGCCCUUCUGCCUCACACAGUGAAACUGUUUUGAUGUGAAGACUAUAAACUUAUGGUGACUAUACCCAUAAAUGUAGCAGAUGCUUUAGGAAACAUUUAGAAAACAGCCUUGUUAGUGCAGUAUUAUGAUCCCAGUUGGGGGGAGUUGUGAAACAGCCAUAAAUUUGAUUUAGUAGGAAGAUCCUGGGAAUAAGAGAACCAAAGUCUGAGAUAAGGUUUGCAAACAUUCUCAAGAAAAUUGUUGUAUUCCAAUAGGAUUGAAAGAGAUCAUUAGAAAGUAAACCCAAAGCAGACUUGAAUACUCCUAGAACUUUGUGUUCUCCUCCCAAAUACAGAUGUUCAAAUAAACAAAUAUGACAUACUAACAAUUGUUAACUAGCUCCAACUGGGUCCAGAUAAAGAUGAUGAAUAUGUUCUAAGAAUUAAAAUAAACAUUGUCUGAAGAAUCAAAUGAAAUAUGAUGAUAAUGACUCAACACAGUAAAUCUCAGCUAAGAAGUUGAAACAGUAAAAAAGAACCAAAUAGAAAAAUGACAUCAGCAAGAUGGCAAAAUAGCUAAGUCCUAGGCCCUCACAUGGUCCAUACAGAAAAUCAACAAAAUACUUAUGGGAGAUACCUAGAAACUGGUUAAAAGGUCUGAGUCUCAAACAAGCACAAAACCAAUUGCAUAAAAGCUGUAUAGGAAAUUCAGUAUUCUGUCCAUUCACCAGAACCAUACCACUCUUCCAAUCCAUGUGGGAGGCUUAUUUAGGAGGAAUCCUGCAACUUCCUGUUUCUCUAUAGGAAGGAAAACCAGUAGAACAUACAGCCAACUGAAUUGGAGGAGGCUGCCUAAAGGACUUUUUUCUGUCUUGUCUGUAUCCACUGAAUGACAGAACAAAUUACCAGGUGGGGGGUAUUGAAUAAUUAGACUUAGAGGAAACACAGUUGAGUCUGCAAAUCCUGGGGUAGACUGUAGAUGGCUCACAAGGUCCAUGAUUUAAGGCAACAUCAAGAAGAAAAGGAGAAAACUUCAAGGAGAUUACAUGCAAAAGCUCAGGAGGGACUCAUACUCAGAACUAUGGUUUGAGAGACACUGUAGCCAGACUAUGAAAUCUCUGUGAAACUAAAUUGUAAAAUAUGGGUGUGUCAGCUGAUUAAUGAAAUGACAAAAGAAGGAAAACAAAAUGGAGAAAAGGAAAUUAUACAAAGAAACAGGUGAUCAAGACACAUUUAAAGGAACUAAUUAAAUUUCCAUGAACCAAACACUAAAAAUUGGAUAAAUAGACAAAGAAUUAAAAAUUACUGUCAUAAGAUGCACAAUGAAUUAAGAGAACUUGGUUAAUAGUUAAUUAAAUAAAACAAAAAUGCAUGGACAAAACAAGAAUACCAACAGAAGAGAGAGGAAUUAUGAGAGGGAGCCAAACAGAUAUUAUGUAGCUGCAGAACACAAUAAGUACUAAAACUCGAGAGGGACUCAAUAGCAGACCUUACCAGACAAGAAGAGACUUGAAAGGACUUACGGUAUACCAUUAAAUGGAACAGCAUUCAUAUUAUGGAACUCCAGUGGGAAGGUAUGUGACAGAAAACCUAUUUAAAGAACUAAUAAGUGAAAAUAUCCCAAAUAUCAGAAAAGAGAUGGGCAUUCAAAUUCAAGAAGCUCAAAGAACUCCAAAAGUAUACAUAUAAAGAACCUACACUGAGACACAUUAUAAACAAACUGUCAAAAUAGAAUCUUAACAUCAAAAUAAAAUUCCCAUGUAAAAGGGAGCUGUUAUAUUACCACUAGAUUUAUUUUAGCAGAAACCUCACAGGCUGGAUGAUAGUGGGAUUAUAAAUUCAAUGUACCCAUAAGAAAAAUAUUGUCACACCAAGAAUAAUAUAUCUAACAAAGCUGUCUUUCAAAAAUGAAUGAAAAAUUCAGACUCUCCUAUAUAAACGAGAUAAGAAAGUUCAUCACAACUAGUUAUGCUCUACAAGAAAUAUUCAAGAGUCUGAUAAGUUGAAAUGAAGAAGAACAAAUAAUGCAAAAUCACACAAAAAUGUAAAAUCCCUGGUAAAGAUACACAUACAGAGAAUACAGAAGCCUUUGGUAUUAUAAUGUAAGUGAACAAAUCACUUAUAAAUCUGGUAUAACAUUCUUUAAAGCAUGAAACAUGGUAUAAACCAAAUAGUGUUUUAUAUACAAAUGAAAUUAAUUUUUAUCAGUUAAAAAUAGAUUGUUAUAUCUUUACUUAUUUUUAUUUAGUAUUUGUAGUACUGGGAAUAUAACCCAGGUCCUCAUGACACCCCAAGCCCUUAGAUUAUUAUAAGUGCAAUGGUAACCAUUGUAAUAUGCAAACUGGCAAAUAAGAAAUAAAACAUGCCACUGCCAAAAAAAAAAAAAA